This is a messenger RNA of Styela clava, 6092 nucleotides long. RefSeq lists its product as uncharacterized. The record is from RefSeq and is a predicted model, not a curated record. Lineage: Eukaryota; Metazoa; Chordata; Ascidiacea; Stolidobranchia; Styelidae. Gene Ontology annotation, molecular function: protein serine/threonine phosphatase inhibitor activity.
AAUUUGAUUCAGCGAAUUUUAUAAAGUAGUGAUUCGAAGAAAAUCAAUGUGAAUUAUUGUUGAUGCACUUUUUACUAUUCGACUAACUUUUAAGAAUGUCGGCCGAUAUGGAAAUAAUGAACGAAACAGUGGAUACGGAUUGUAAAGCACCCACUGAGGACGUAGAAAUGGAGUCUCCUACUUCAUCAAAAACUCAAACGAGUAUUGAAAACGAAAAUACAUUCUCUGCUAUAGAUGUCAUUGACGGCUGUUCAACAAAACCGAACAAAAAAAUUAUGGUUAUACCAGAAGUAACAGAAAAUGAAAACGGCCAAAAUUUAAAAAACACGAGUAAUAAUGGUGACUGCAAUCAGCAGAAAGACAAUCACUUGGAUGUCAAAUUAUCACCCCCCGUUUUCGUCAAUUCAAACCCAUUUCAACAAGACAUGACAUCUAAUGAUUGUCCAUUUCAAAAACCAACUGUAUGUCGCACACAUAGUUUAGGAGCAAGUGAUCCCUCUCCAUUUACAAUACGGCGUCGACCAGCAAGAUUAUCAUUCGCAAAUCAAUUGCAAAGUCCGUCAGCUUUCAGACGAAAACUUAAAAUGAAAUCACCAAUUCGAGGUGACUUAGCUGAUGAGAUGGAAGAUAAUGUAUUGAAAAGAUGUAACAGCGCUCCGAUGCUCAACGAAAUGAAUGACAUUGAUGUCCGGAUGGCAUGGCAUCAUGGAAGCGUGACACCAGGAUCAAUUCGUGCCAGAAGAUUUAGUGCCACGGUAUUAUCAGUAAAUGCAUCUCCUUCUGCUGGGACACCCAAGUCAGCUUCAAGACUCAACCAGCUCAAAAAAGAAGAAAGCAUAGAAGGAAUACAAUACAAGGAAACUGCUCAUGAAAGAGAAGUACAGACAUCAAUACAGAUGUACAAUACAUGUGGAGAAUUGUCUUUGUCUGACAGCCAUGAAAGCUUGAAUGGGAUCUUAUCGGGAGACUUGCAACAACAACAGACAAUAACAUCAAGCACAGCUGGAACUACUACUCCUACUGAGUCUGUACCAAAGUCUCCCAUGUUACAUUCUCCACCUGUCAACGUACCAGCAUUCAGCAAGCAAUGCUCAACACGUGCAAUUGAUUUUAACAUAUCUGGUAGUGGAUCAUCAAUUCCAACACCUCCCCUGCAUCACCCAAGUGUGGGAGGGGGAAUUCCCUCUCCGUUAACAAUCUCACCCUCAACGGGACUUCUAAGUCUGUCCCCACUUCCUCCCUCCCCGACACGGAACUUGGGUUUCAGUUCAACGGGAAAACAAUGUUUUUCUCCUUCAAUGCAAGUGCCUGUUCCAGCGUGUUUGAGACCUGGAAGCCUUAGUCCAUCCCCAAGUCCUACAAGAAGAACUUUUGUAACUCGAAGGAGAAGUCAGAGUCCCUGCAUCGUGAAACCAAGUGCUCUCGGCCCCAUCAAACGAAAAUAUGAUUCAGAUUCAGAGGGAAGUUGUUCUCCUAAACGUAUGUUCAUCCCGGGAUCCCAAACUGCUGGUCCAGGAGGAGGGGGCGUGGCAGGGGCCGGACAUAAUCAAAAUACUGAUGCCACAUUACCUGUGGUUGUGACUCCGUUCUUCCCGAGAGCAAGUAUACAUAGAUCUCAUAGCCUCUCAUCCAGUUCAGUGGACAGUGAUUUGAACGUUUCGCCCAGCCCCCCACAAAACGGGGUCACUAUGGGUUUUCUGCCGUCAAACCAUCCUUUAAGUGUCAACAUCAGUUCAACACGCGAUGGCAGUAGUGGGUCACCGUUCCAGUUACCGCUUCAUGCGAAUCCAUUUUUGAACACUGUUGGCAUUCAAGAUUCUCUGCGUUGCUCCUCCCCAGCCAGUUCCACCUGUUCUUCUUCGUCACUAGAGGGCCUGAGAGAUCUACAAACGUAUCCGCAAAGUCAUCUUGCUCUCCCUUCUAUAAGUAAUAUGUCAACUCUUGUAAAACCACCUAUUAAGGAACGUCAACCUCCUCCUACACUACCAACCCCUUCAUCAACUGCUAAUCUAACAUUAUGACAUCACAACAUUUUUUAGUUUUAUCUUCCCUAUGUCAAAGAUUACUCCUACGAGAAUCAACCAAGAAACCUGAAUCAGCACCAUGUAAUGUCACAGAAUAAUCUGGUGCCACAGCAUCUUUGAACAUUGAACGGCAUUGUGUAUUUCAAAGUGUACAUGGUAAUUUUCAGAGAACAAGACAAUAACUAGUUGCCAGAAGUGUUAUCUUCUCCUGGAAGCUGGGAUAUACAUUCACUGUCAGUAUUUGGUAUCUGUAGUCCAUGCAUCUGAGGCAAAUAACUGAUUAACUAAUCCCAUUCCUUACAUGGACUAGUAACCAGACAUCUGUCAAGAAUUUGUUUGUGGCUCCUAUAAGAUGUCAGCGCUUUCAUUUGAUGCCAUGAUCAGUAUUUAGUAUUGGUUACGUACCUUAUGUGGGCUAUCAAGGAUUUGUUUGUGGCUCUCCUAAGAUGCCACUAACUUCAUUUGAUGCCUCUGUCAGUGAUUAGUCUAUGUUAAGUACUUCACUAAGUCCUGCCACUGACUUCGUUUGAUGGCAUGGUCAGUAUGUAGUAUAUGUUAAGUACCUUCUGUUGGCUAUCAAGGAUUUGUUUGUGGCCCUCCUAAGAUGCCACUAACUUCAUUUGAUGCCACAGUCAGUAUUUAGUUUAUGUUAAGUACUUCACCAAGUACUGCCACAGACUUCUUUUGAUGGCACGGUCAGUAUGUAGUAUAUGUUAAGUACUUUCUGUGAGAAGUCAAGGAUUUGUUUGUGAGUACUUUGAAGUGCCACCGAUUUCAUUUAAUGCCAUGAUACAUUGUAGUCACGUUAUCGAGGCAACAGUUUUAUAUCUAUGGAGAGACUAUUUUGAACCAGACUUGACAGAUUCAAAUUUGAUUGAAUUGUACAAUACUACUGUGGAAAGGUUUAUUUGCUUUUAAUUCCGGUGAAAAGGGUUACAAAUUUUUUCAGGGUGUAGCCCAAAGACUUAUCUCCUAUAUAUACUUGAAUGGUAAAACCCAAAGAUAGACUGAAAUUGCGUUUUAACAUCAAAUUGAUAACUGGUAAAAAGGGGUACAUGUUGCAUAAACCACACUGAGACAGCGAGAAGUCCUGUAAUAUUUUCUUAUACGUGAGAAUCCUGUAUAGAGGGGGUGCGCAGCAGACUAUUUAGUGUGGCCCUCAUCAAAACUGAGUUUUUUUCCUCCAUCAAGUUUAAAAUCUUAAUUUGACAGUUUAUGUUUAAAAAGGCGCUCACAUUGAUAAAAAAAAUACAUAAAUAUUUUCAUUAUAUUUUCUUACUAGAAAGAGAAGCGAUAGCUGCAUUCUCCUGUCUUUGCUGUUACCCUAUGGUUGUUGCUAAAUUUUUUAUUCGUUUCGCACGUGGAAAAACUGUUUUUUUUUGUGUGGCCCAGUUAGAUGUCUCACCAACAAAAAAUGCUGCACACCCCUACUCUAGAGAUAUUGUACCUGCUAACCCACACUACUAUAUAGUGCUGGAGCAGUAGAGUUAUUAAUGCUUGGAAUGAUAUGCCAACGAUUAAGCCAUUUUUGAAAUCUUAAAAUCUGGGGCUCUAGGGCAGUGGUUCCAAACCUUUUAUGGCUCCUGGCCCAACUUCAGGAGGCUUUUAGCACGUAUGCAUACUCUACCUAUUUGUCGUUGAUUACAGUAGUAUUUAUAGUGUUAUGUUCAAACAAUUCAUGCUCAACAAGAUGAACAGACCUUCUGAAAUAACCUUGUCAGGCAAUGAAACUAGAAAGAAUGGGAAGUAAAGGGAAAUGUAAAAUCAGUUUUGCGACUAGCAUUUUGGUCCCCUCCAACUGCUCUGUGCCCUCUUGGUGGGCCAUGGGCCCCCACUUUGGCAACCGCUACUUUAGGGUUUCCUAUUUGCUGGGUUACCAGUAACACUAUGAUGCUCAAUUUUGCUUUCAACUGAAUAUUUUUCGCAUUCUAUUUCUUUAUAUUUUUACUUUAAUUUUCUAAAGUUCCUUUUCGUCAUUUCAAAAUAUUUUUGGGGAGAGAUUUUUCUUCUGUUUUCAGUAUUUGGAAACAGUUGGUGGAUGUAAUGAUCAUAAUUGGUCAUGAUAUAUAUUAAGGAUGUCCAUUCCAUAAACAAAAACUUUCAAUUUGUUUUCGAAAUCUAUUCAGCAUUUAAUGGCUAAUCCAUUUUUUUCCAAAACUCCAGUCAAAAACAUCUGCUAAACUAACUCUAUUAAAAUGUCCUUCAAGUUGAUUUGAUCAUGAUAAUGAGAUCUCAGUGGCAUUCCAACUUGUUAGGCAAUCUGCAAUACAAUAAAUAGUCCAGAUAUUUUUCCAAAACUUCAGCAGCAGGUGGAAUUCACAAUGUUCAACUGCUACGCCAACUCUAUUGAAAUGAUGUCCUUCAAGUCACACACAAUUAUUUUGAUCAUGUAUGAUGACAUCUCAAUGGCUUUCCAACAUUUUAGUUCAGCAAUACAUUACCUAGUUCAAAUAUUUUUCCAAAACUUCUGUAUUGAAUUCACUAAUGUUCAAAUUUCACACCCCACUGAUCUUCUAUGAGUCUUACGUAGAAUGUUUUUGGCCGUAGUUUGAAAUGAGUGUCCUGUAACUUUGGCAUUUCAAUAAAGUUCUGGUGAUCUUCUUUGACUAUUAAUUGUAAUGAUCGAAUUAGCUUGUUAAAACAUCCAACUUCGCAUAAACAAUUUUCUUGUUUCUACAGUCCUUGGCGGUUGGUAAUAAAACUAAAAUUUUCCAUUGAAUUCAAAAAGUUGAAUAUGUUAAUUAGACUUACAAAAUUACCCCAAUUUGACAUCACAUAUUAAUUAUGUGGCGUUCCAGGAGUGUGUGUACCAUUAUGGAGGUAACUAAUUUUGUUCGCCUACUUCACAUCAAGUUCUUUAAAGGGACGGAAGCCUGUGGGCAGGGGGUAUAUUCACUCGGCUAACACAGACAGUCCCGAACACGUAGUAGAACUAAAGCAAGGAGAAUCGGUAUAAAAUUAUGCCCUAACCAGGUACACACACUGUAGGAGUACCGAUUAUUCAAUGAUUCAUUAUUUAAAUGUAUUUUCUGGAAACUCAAAAAACUUGGCAUGGACAUCCUUAACACCACGAAUAAUGCACUGUGACUUUCUCCCCACUGUGUGUUAUCUAUUACUUUAGCAGUAAAAGUUUUUUUUGAUUUUUUUUUCAAUUCAAGAACCAAUUUGUUCUGACAAAUUGAGGUAUAGCAUAAGGGAAAGCUCCAUAAUAUGUUCUAACAGGUAUGUAUUCCUGAUGUCCCCUUGUUUCUAUUUUUCACAGAUUUACCAUUAACAAAGCUCCAAACAAAAAAGUCGGCUACAACAAUCAAUGAAUAUAAUCAACUAACCAAACCUGUUCAUCUUAAGAUAUGUAUAGAGUGUAGUUUUAAAUUUUGAACCGGAGGUUUUUAACCUGUAAAACUAACAUGGCCAUUGCGGACAUCAUGAUCACCUGAUCUCUUAACCACUAGAAAUAAUCUCACCAAGAUAAUCGAAUACCUGGACUUAUGCAAUGCAAUUACUCCGUUUUAAGAGGCUAGUCAUAAUGGCUCUGUUGCUUGAUUAAAAUAAAAAAGAUUAACAGUUUAACUUGAUUUUUUCUUGGAGUUUUUAAGAGUUUUGUAUGCUUUAACAUGAUCAAAAGUCAAGCUUAAAGUUCUAUCUCUUACAAAACACUGAAUAACACCAUAAUAUGCUUAUUAUAGUUUAGAACGAGGGUAUGUUCUUUCGCUUUUUGCAAAUUCCGAUCACUGAUGAAGAAAUCUGAUUUUUGAUGAAUGUUCUUGUUUUGCUAUAUUAAUCCAAGCAUUGGGUUGUUCAUUAUCAUAUUAAAUUUAUCAAAAUAUUUUUUCAACUGAUUUUCUAAGCUUAAGAUGUUAUUUGUGUGUUUGCUAUUUUAUCUUUGCUUGUGGUCGCGGAUUGAAAUGCCAGGUUAUCUUAUGUCAACAGAUUCAAAAGCAAUAUAGGGUGUCCAUGAAGUCUUAAAAUUGCAAAUGAAAUUUAUCGAUACUAUAUAUUGUCUUGGUGUGAACUCACAGAUGUAGUCUAUUGAAUGAAGUAAAAAUUCUUAAACAACUACAGAAUAAA